AUGCUCUCCGCAUUCCUCCUGGCCGCAGCCGCAUCCGUUGCCGCGGCGAACCCGACUGUCACGUUUGACACCUCCAUGGGCUCCUUCUCAGCGGAGCUCUACCUCGACCGCGUGCCACGAACAGCGUCAAACUUUGUGGACCUGGCAAAGUCGGGCUUCUACAACGGCCUCCACUUCCACCGCGUGAUAGACGGCUUCAUGAACCAGUUUGGCUGCCCGCACAGCAAGGACCCGAGCUCGACGCGCGCGGGGACGGGCGGGCCGCCCGACGGGACCUUUGUCAACCUCGCGACCGGCGCGACGGAGACGCGCUCGAACGGCGGCAACAUCAAGGACGAGAACAUCUCUCGCGACUCCAACGUGCCGUACAGCCUGUCGAUGGCAAACACGGGCGCGCCAGACUCCGGCGGCUCGCAGUUCUUCAUCAAUGUGGCCCACAACUCGAACCUCGACUGGUUCUCCGGCGGCUCCUCCCGGCACCCGGUCUUUGGGCGGGUGACUGCGGGCCGGGAGGUCGUCCUCGCCAUCUCUCGCGUGCGCACGAGCAACGACAACCCGGCGGCGCCCCUCGUGAAGCGCGAGGCGGCGGUGGUCCCCAUCGUGAUGCGCAAGGCGCGCGGCGGCACGGCCCUCCACCAGCUGCAGGAGUUCCCCUCAUCGGCGUCCGUUUGUUCGGACCGCCAGCUCAUGGCGAUGCCUCCUCGACGACGCGUGAGCUUCGGGCCGCAUGACGAGCACGACACCGAGGAGAGCAAACAAGAAGUGCUGCCACGUCAAGGCGCGCAGCAAAGCUACGCUCGAGGCUUCAUGGCGUCGUCGCUCGCGCCCGCGCUCGCCGCCAUCUUCACAAACCCAGUCGAGGUGGGAAAGGUGCGCCAGCAGCUGGACAAGCAGCCAGCGUCGCUGGUGGCGACGCUGCGCCACGUCUGGCAGUCGCACGGGCUGGCAGGCUUGCAGGCGGGGCUGCAGAUCUCGGUCCUGCGCGAGGCGUCAAAGUCCUUUUUCCGCAUCGGCUGCUUCACGCCGAUCCUCGACCAGCUGCACGACGCAGCGCAGGGGCCCGCGCCGCUGUACAAGCGGAUGGCCGCCGGCAUGUCGUCCGGGGCGAUCGCCGCCUUCGUAUGCAACCCGAUCGAGCUCGUCAAGACGCGCCAGCAGGCGGAGCAUGCCUAG
Messenger RNA from Emiliania huxleyi CCMP1516, 1173 nucleotides. RefSeq names its product peptidyl-prolyl cis-trans isomerase (gene CYP16). NCBI's taxonomy places the organism in Eukaryota, Haptophyta, Isochrysidales, Noelaerhabdaceae. Gene Ontology annotation, biological process: protein folding; protein peptidyl-prolyl isomerization. Bases 1 to 1173 code for a protein of 390 amino acids. The record is from RefSeq and is a predicted model, not a curated record. The transcript is spliced from 5 exons. Gene Ontology annotation, molecular function: peptidyl-prolyl cis-trans isomerase activity.